Messenger RNA from Nezara viridula (southern green stink bug), 1030 nucleotides. Lineage: Eukaryota; Metazoa; Arthropoda; Insecta; Hemiptera; Pentatomidae. The record is from the annotation of a GenBank genome assembly.
AUGAAAAACGGGGUGUUACUGAUUUAUAUCCUUCGAAAAAUUUGGCUUCCAUUUUCUGGUGGAGUUUAUGCACUGAGUGUUGUUCAUGCAAAAGGAAAGAAUGAAGUAGAAUGUGAUCCAAACAGAACACUUGUUAGGCCCUGUGAUCUCCCAUUAUAUGGUGACGAGAAACAAUGUUCACAUUGUGUUAAGAAGAAAGCUGCAUCUGAGCUUGCUGAAGAAAAAGGUGCACUGGAAGAGACCAUAACUUGUGCUAGAAAGGAAUUAUGGUUAUUAAUGGAUCAAGCAAAAGUUAUCAAGGGGGAAGUUGCUGAAGCUCUGAGUUAUGCAAUUGGAAGUGCAAAUGAGGGAUUACAAUUCCUUCGUAAAGAAGAAAACUUUGUUCCACGUAUGGGAGCGAUAGGUCUUGGUGGACUUACUGGCUUUGUAUAUGGCUUAAGAAAAGGAAUGUUUCGUCGAAUGCUUUACACAACUAUAGGAGCAGGUACAAUGGCGGCUUUGUGCUAUCCGCGUGAAGCACAGGAGUAUAGCAGGAUUGUUUAUGACCAAACUAGGAUGUAUACAAUGAUUGCGUACCAUUUCUUAAAUGGAGUGAGCCGGGAUUUGACGGGAUAUCAAUUGCCGCCCAUAUCGUUGGGUCACUUUCUCAUCAGCGAUUCUCCUCACCCUCCCCCUGAGGCCGUCCCAUCUGCUGAACAUCUACUCCCUCCUACAGUGACUCCUGUUCACAUUCCUCUUCCAGGGGAAGAUGAGGUGGUAAAACUCACAAAAAAUCAGAAACCUGAACAUCAUUAAAAAAAAUAAAUAAUGUACUUUCUGUAAUAAAAUUGAGAUUGAGAUGUUUGGUGCAUUGCGUUAAGUUUUAACUUGUAGUUUUAUUUAAUAUGAAGGUAGGGAAAAUGUGAUUUUUAUAUUAGCAAAUUAAUGUAAUUAUCAUGUUUAAGUAAUUUAUUGUUGAACUUUAUGAAUUUCUGUUUUUCAAAAUAUAAUAAUUUGAAACAAAAGAAGCUUGAUAAAAAAAAAAAAAAAA